This is a messenger RNA of Mastomys coucha (southern multimammate mouse), 2773 nucleotides long. RefSeq names its product immediate early response 5 like (gene Ier5l). The record is from RefSeq and is a predicted model, not a curated record. The coding region runs from base 289 to 1518 and encodes 409 amino acids. NCBI's taxonomy places the organism in Eukaryota, Metazoa, Chordata, Mammalia, Rodentia, Muridae. The transcript has a single exon.
GCACGCUUCUAUUGGCUAAUCUACAGUGGGGCGGGGCGCUGCUGCCCAGCUAAAUAGUUGGGGCCGGGGCCGGCCGAGGCUCAUUGCUUUGGCGCCGUCUGGGGAGCGUGAGCCUGCGGGUGGCGCGUAACGCAUGGUGGCGACUUCUCUCGGAGUGUCGCCGACCCGCCGACCCCGGCUCGGUUCCCUGUGCCCGGCGCGCCCGGGCGACCAACUGGAGACACACGCAAGCAGCAGCAUUCGCAGCACCAGAGGCGGCUGCUCCGCCGCCCGCGUCUCCGCGGGAGCAUGGAGUGCGCCCUGGACGCCCAGAGCCUGAUCAGCAUCUCCCUGCGCAAGAUCCACAGCUCCCGGACCCAGCGCGGCGGCAUCAAGCUGCACAAGAACCUCCUGGUGUCCUACGUGCUCCGCAACGCGCGCCAGCUCUACCUGAGCGAGCGGUACGCCGAGCUCUACCGGCGCCAGCAACAGCAGCAGCAGCAGCAACAGCAGCCGCCCCACCACCAGCACCAGCACCUCGCUUACGCGGCGCCCGGAAUGCCGGCCAGCGCGGCCGACUUCGGCCCGCUCCAACUUGGCGGCGGCGGGGACGCGGAGGCGCGCGAGCCGGUUGCCCGGCACCAGCUGCACCAGCUUCACCAGCUUCACCAGCUGCACCUCCAGCAGCAGCUGCACCAACACCAGCACCCGGCGCCCAGGAGCUGCACGGCGGCGGCGCCGGUGGCGGUGGCCGGGGCGCCGGCGGGCUGCGCGGGGGCGCUCUCGGAGCUGCCCGGGUGCGCUGCGCUCCAGCCGCCGCACGGCGCGCCCCACCGCGGGCAGCACUUGGAGCCGCUGCAGCCCGGUCCUGCGCCGCUGCCGCCGCCCGCGCCCGCCGCGCUUGGCCCGCGGGACCCUCGCGUCCCGGCCGCUUGCUCUGCGCCCUCGGCGCCUCCGGGGGCUGCCCCUCCGACCGUCGCUGCCUCCUCUCCGCCCGCCUCUACAGCCCCUUCCUCAUCCCCUGGCUUCUACCGGGGCGCGUACCCGGCCCCCUCGGACUUCGGCGUGCACUGCAGCAGCCAGACCACCGUGCUGGACCUGGACACUCACGUGGUGACCACGGUAGAAAACGGCUACUUGCACCAGGACUGCUGCGCCUCCGCCCACUGCCCCUGCUGUGGCCAGGGCGCUCCGGGACCCGGUCUGGCGUCCGCCGCUGGUUGCAAGCGCAAGUAUUACCCUGGCCAGGAGGAAGAGGACGACGACGAGGAGGACGCGGGCGACCUGGGAGCCGAGCCCCCCGGGGGCACCCCGUUCGCCCCCUGUAAGCGCGCCCGCUUCGAGGACUUCUGCCCGGACUCGUCCCCGGACGCGUCCAACAUCUCAAACUUGAUCUCCAUCUUUGGCUCGGGCUUCUCGGGGUUGGUGAGCCGACAGCCGGACUCCUCGGAGCAGCCGCCGCCGCUCAACGGGCAGCUGUGCGCCAAGCAGGCGCUCGCCAGCCUCGGCGCCUGGACUCGAGCCAUUGUCGCCUUCUAGGGACCCCCGAGGGCAUGGGGGACCCUGGGCCCCGCGGGGCUGGGGCCAGACAAAGACUCGGCCAAGGGGCGAUAGGGAGCGAGCGGGUCCCGGCCACUCGGGGCUGAGCUGGGGGCGAGCAGAGGCUGAUGUUUUAUAAAUUGUAAAAUAAAGAAAAAAAUCUAAAAAUCUUGGACUUUAUUUUUGCAGAGAAAAAGCUCCUAUUUAAGUAUGCUUUGUGUUUCUCUUACUCUUUUUCCCCCCUUUUUAUUGUACUGAUUGCAGUGGUGUUUAGCGAGGAGCCUGCCACGUGAGGCAGGGCUGCUGCCCGGAGGAGGUGCCGGGCUGCCGGGGGCGAGGCUGGGUGCCCGGGCGCGCCGGGGGCGCAACGCAGGAGGGCGCGGGGCCCAGGACGCCGAUUCUAAUCAGUUGUCAGAGCCCGGAAGCCCGACGUUCCACUCUCCUGAGUGCCUCUCCGGGGUGAGGAACGGGUCUUGUGAAACCCUGAGCAAAAAAACAAAGGCAAACUCUAUCUCCAAAAGGGACGUUUCGGUCACAUUUCCUCUCUGGGGGCGGCCUCCAAAGUUCUCAAAAUGAGAAGGCAGAAAUGAAAACACUUCAACUUUUUUUUCUUUUCUUGCCGGGUUGGGCGUCUAGAAUCCCUCCUCUCCCCGCCCCUCUGGCUCCGUCCUCCUCCCCCUCCUCCACCCGCCUCGCGGACUCGGGCGGGGGGGUUGGGGGGGACACCCUGACACUCUCAGCACAGUUAGGAAAGGGGUGGAGGGCGAGCAGGGCGAACUACAUUUCCCAUCAUGCCCAGCACUGCGGUCCUCACUAAACAAAAAAGGAAGUCGAUUCCUUCACCUGGAUCCCCGGGGGAGGGAGGGGCCCGGACCGCCGACUGCGCUGGAGACUUUUCGCUUAGCUCCUGGUCAGCUGUAGUGAUUGUGCGCGCUUCUAAGUUACCUUGUGCUUUAGCCUUCGCUCCCAUCUCAUAAAACCAGCAUUGUUCCAGCCUGUGAGAACCCUGUCUCCGUCCUCAGCUCGACAGAUUUUGUUUAAUUUAAAAGCCUUUUGUUGUGAGAAGGUGAGGUUUGCCUAGUGCCCCUCUGGGUCUUUGCCAUCAACACCCCAGGGACUCCAAAACAAGUUGCCAACCUCGCCUUCCUAGCCCUUCUUCCUCCUGUAUUUUUGUGCAUAAUGAAUUGUAUCUCACCGGAUAAAACUGUUCAGGUUGUUUGUUUAAAUUUAUAAUCUUAAUAAAAAGUCGACUGUA